CACCAGAUAAUGUGUGUGACGUGCAGCAUCUUUCUAUUUUAUUAGUUGACCGCUGAGUUUGCUUUCAAAUCUCAACUCACUUUUGUGUAACACAUUUUUGUGUUUAUAUUCCUUUGGACGUACGGGAAUCAUAAAUUCUUCCUUUUCGGUGAAUUUUUAGUAAUAAUAACGUGUGCCCCGAUUAUUGUUUUCCUGUGGACCCUACUUUAUGCACAUCAUGAUGAAUCGAAUCAAUAACUUGGCUAUUUACGUGGACAUUGGUGUUGACAAAUUGAAAAUUUAUCUGACAGUGUUGGACUCGCUGCAUCCGACUUAUUAUUACGGCGAACUGCAAUUCUCAUACUUCGAAUACCUUUCGGAUCAAUUGGAAAAAAUAGUAACGUCUGACGACUGUAAAACCGAAUCAAUUUGUGCACUGACUACGCGUAAUGGACUGCCACAUUUUACAUACAAAUUCGAUGCCAACACCUCGCGUUUCGUUUGGUCUAGGAAGAUUAAAGGGUGUCCAUUCGAUCUGUACUAUGGUCAAACUGAUAUGACACCGAGCCGAAAAGCAGCCACAAUCUUUCUGUAUGCCAAUCUAAUGGAUAAUCUAACAAAUCAUACCCAGCGACAGCGAAACGAAAACGAUAAGCAACGUCCGCUACAAAAUUAAUUUGCCACUUACCCACACCAAGAACAACUGCAGUACAAUGAGUUAUCUUAAUUUCUAAUUGUAAGCGUUUUGUUUCAAAUUUUAAUACCGAGUUAUUGAUGGUACUAAUGGUAUUAAUUAUGAUGCUUUUGUGUAAAGAUAUUUUGUUCUGUUCGAUCAUGGAUAUCUUGCAAUAUAUAUUUUUGAAUAAAUUUUUGUUCGGUUUUCUU
Bradysia coprophila is the source of this 864-nucleotide messenger RNA. RefSeq lists its product as uncharacterized. The record is from RefSeq and is a predicted model, not a curated record. NCBI's taxonomy places the organism in Eukaryota, Metazoa, Arthropoda, Insecta, Diptera, Sciaridae.